Podarcis raffonei (Aeolian wall lizard) is the source of this 1649-nucleotide messenger RNA. It is a transcript of the gene OGFOD2, whose product is annotated as 2-oxoglutarate and iron dependent oxygenase domain containing 2. Gene Ontology annotation, molecular function: oxidoreductase activity, acting on paired donors, with incorporation or reduction of molecular oxygen; iron ion binding; L-ascorbic acid binding. Bases 490 to 1641 code for a protein of 383 amino acids. Lineage: Eukaryota; Metazoa; Chordata; Lepidosauria; Squamata; Lacertidae. The transcript is spliced from 7 exons. The record is from RefSeq and is a predicted model, not a curated record.
CCUGCCCAUGCUGAAUUGCAAAGUUGGAAGGCAUCCUGGGGGUCAUCUAGUCCAGCCCCUGCAAUGCAGGAAUCUCAACUAAAGCAUCCGUAACAGAUGGCCCUCCAAGCUCUGCUUGAAAACCUUCAAGGCUUCUGUCCUCCUACAUCCCACUUCAGACUUCAUGGCGUAUCUCCUCCACAGGCUCCUUUUUUGCAGGGCUGUGAGGUGCUUGGGAUACCUUCCCUUAUACAGAUAUUUGUAAACCUGCCUGUACCUCUCCAGGGGCUCAGCCUGGACCUCCCGCCUUCGCCGCCGCCCACAGCUGCCAGGGAUCCAGACACUCCUUCAGGAAACGAACAAGUUAAUUGUUUGCCACGAAGGAAAAUGACGGAAGGUUGCUUGCUCCAAAUGUUCAAAUGCCCUCUGCGCUUUCAACUCCUUAAAUAAGGUUGCAAUUCUAUCCCACUCCCUGCACUGGGUCAGGGCUCCUGUGCCUUUAACAGCUGUAUGACAGGCAGAGAUCCAACAGGUACAGUUGUUCCUUACAUGACAGGAGGGCGCUCGUUUCCUACCGGGGCGUUUUCGCCGACGGACCCGUUGCCCCUGGAGACCUGUUCCGUUCCUCUUCGGGGUCCGGCUGGAAUCAUGGAGCCCAGCGGUAUGCGGCCGAGGCCAGGGCCGUUCCUGGCCUGCGCCUGCUUCUUCACCGACAACCUGUUCGUGCCGCGGUAUGGGCUUCACCUCCGCUACCACGGGGAUCCAGAGCAGCUGCGGAGGGAUUAUGGACCGGUUGAAAAAGAAGUCCAGAGGAGAAAGGAAUUAGCGUACCGCUCUAGGGAAAGGAAAGCAAUAAUUUCGCAGAACUACAAGCCAAAGCAUCCUCAACUGUAUACUUUACAGGAAUCAUUUCUUGCACCAGAAUUUUUAGAAACGGUCAGAUACUGCACGUCCAAAGGUGCUGAUCUUCAAGGCCUCUUGGACCGUGUGGAAUCUAUAUCAGAUAAGAGCAUCUACCGACUGCCAGUGUUUGCCAAAGAAUUCUGUCAAGCUUUCAUUGAGGAGCUAGAGAACUUUGAACAAUCUGAGCUACCCAAAGGGAGGCCCAACUCUAUGAAUAAUUAUGGGGUUCUCUUAAACGAACUUGGGUUGGAUGAAACUUUCAUCACCUCUCUGCGUGAAAAAUACCUGCAACCCCUCACAGCUUUGCUUUACCCGGACUGUGGGGGAGGCUGUUUGGACAGUCAUAAGGCCUUUGUGGUGAAAUAUGCUUUGCAGGAAGACCUGGAUUUGAGUUCCCACUAUGACAAUGCGGAAGUGACUCUCAACAUUUCCCUGGGGAAAGAGUUCACUGAGGGCAACCUCUAUUUUGCUGAAUUCAGAAAGGACAGCAACCCAGUGCCAAAGUACAUCGAAGUUGAACAUGUUCCCUUCCAUGGCUUAUUCCACCGGGGAGGACAAAUUCACGGGGCGCUGCCUAUCGCCUCUGGAGAGCGCUGGAACCUGAUUAUCUGGAUGCGAUCGUCCAUUGUCCGGAAUCAUCUUUGCCCCAUGUGCGACAGAGAGCCUGAAUUGGUGCAGGCAGAGGGAUUUGGAGAUGGGUUCACCAGGAAUUCUGAAACUGUACAGCCUGAGACUCUGGAUGUGUGCUCCUUAACCUAGGGAGGUCC